CACUGGUAAGAGUGAGACAAAAACAAAACAUAACACAUAACCUAUAAGAAGUCAAAUUUCAAAAAUCAAUAAUUUAUUUUAAUCUCUAUUUUUAUAAAACAAAAUGAAUUGUUUGUUAAUAUUUGACCAUUUAAACGAUAUAAUUCAUACGAAAUAUAAUGAAGCAUUUGUAGAUCAUAUGAAUAAUUUUGCCAUAGAGCAGGAACUUUUGCCAAAAGGUUCCUGUGAAAAAAAAGUAGAUCCUAAUAUAAUAGUACAAACUUUUUCUCCUAUAGUUACUUCACAUAGAAUUAUGAGUUGUCAGUUUGGCAAUUCUUAUACCUCUAUUAAGUGUGAAGAUAAUUUGGUAAUGUAUUUUGAUGAGUACAUGGGAUAUUUAUUUGUGACAAUAGCUAAAGAAAAAGAUGAAUUUAUGAAAUGGUUUACAAAUAUUUGUGUAACAGUUGUCCGAUACUUGUGUGGUCCAGAUGUUUAUCAAUUGAAGGCCUGUGAUGAAAAAUCAAUUUUAGCAAAUAAACUCAUAGACAGUUGGUCAAAUUUGAUUUCACAUGAUCAGUCAGUUCAUGUGGAGGCAGUUGAGCAACUUUUUAUAAAUCCAGAACUUAGUUCCACUACACUUUGUAUAUUAAGAGAAUCAGUAGAAAAAGUAUUAGUUCAUAUAGAGUGUAAAAAAAUGCAUGCUCUUAUUCUGGUACAAAAUAAAAUAUUAUCUUUAUAUUCUAGCCAAGCCGCAAAAGAACUCUCGUCAUCAGAUAUUUUAUUUCUAAUAAUUUUAUGUGAAAGUCUGUCCAUUGCUAAAAUCGAUUCCGCAUCAAGUUCGAAAAAAAUAUCAAGUUAUCAAGUAUUACUUUCUGGUCCAGAGGAUACACCAAAAUGUCUCCCACAUGCCGUACAUAUUAUGUCGCUUUCAAAUGGUAUAUACUUGGUUUAUCUGGUGGAAAUAGGAAAUUCCGCAGUCGCAGCAAGUUUAUAUGAAUGCUUUUGUCAUUUACACACUAUGCAACAGAUACAAAUUCAAAGAGAAAAAAAGACGAUACAACCAGCAUACGAAAAUCUAGAUUUAGCUAACAAAAAGCUUCAUGAAAGCUUAAAAAAAUAUAAAAAUACUGCUGUUGAUAACUGCCAUAAACAAUUAGUAAAAAAAUGGGAGAUUAUCAAGAAAAAGUAUCAAGAAUACAUAAAAAAUAGUUCCGAAGAAGCUUUACUUAGGGCAGAAACAUUGUGUUUGGGUUUUUUGGAAAAUCUGAAAGAAUUAUUAAAUCUGACUUCUGUAGAUGAUAGCAUAUUAAAUGCUAGUGCAAAGUAUGCGAUCGAAGCAGCCGUAGGAGUUAAAGAAAAAUUAGAGACUUAUGAAGAUUUUUUUAAAGCAAAAAGUAUUAAAAAUUUUUCACUUGGAUCUAGAGAUUCCCUAACCAUCAACAAGUAUUUAGAAGAAUUCCCUGGUUUAGUGCAUUUUAUAUACGUUGAUAGGAAUAUUAACAGAAUAACUACGCCCACAUUGGAUUUAGAAACACCAGAAGGAUUGUUUAAUAUAAAGAAGGUAUUUUAUAUGAUUGAUGUAGCCAAAGAUAAAUUGCAAAAAGGCUUAAUUCAAUUUAUUUGGAAAGAUGAAAGUUUUAGUUAUGCAUAUUUUUUAUGGUUUGAAGAUAUAAACGGACAAGGUCUAAGACCAACAGUUUCUCCUAAAGAAAUUGCUGGGUGGCCCGGUAUAUUGUGUGAAAAUUUUUAUCAGAAAUUAAAAAAAAAUUGUUUUCCAAAGACACCUCCAUCAAAAAUUAAGUGUUAUGAGGUUUUCUGUCUUCAUUUGGGUCUAGCAACUGCUUCAGUAGUCUUAGAGCACACCAGAAGACUUGCAGCUACUAUAUGUGAGUUGAGGGGGUUUCCCACACAAGCUGUUAACUUCUUUUAAAGUGGUAUUUUAUUUACUGAUAUAUUAAUUUUUACACAUUUUUAAAUUUAUAACUUUUAUAAGCUGCGAUUAUUUAUCCACAUCAGAUGGCAUCCCCAGAUGUGAAUUUUUGAUCACGUAAUUUAUGAUUAGAUUAAAAUCUAGAUGUAAGAUGUAAUAAACGCUCUAGACGUAGUGGUCACGUGAAUAAAAAUGAUUUGUCCACGACCACUUAAUAAUAAAUGAAUAUUCUACCUCCUAACUAAAAGCAUAUGGUACCCAUAUAUCACUAGAGUGAAUUAUGAUAAAUCACGCUUUUGUAAUUCUGGCAAUUUCCGGUAGAUAACUAAAGAUGGGCGAUACUUUUCAUAACGAUAUAUUUUCUAGAUCGAAAAAUCAGAAAUUCGAAAAAUUGGAAAAUUAAAAAAGCGAAAGAAAAACCGAAAUAUCGAAAAAUCAAAAAAUCGAAAAAUUGAAAAAUCGAAAAAUCAGAAAUUCGAAAAAUUGUAAAAU
Messenger RNA from Psylliodes chrysocephalus, 2401 nucleotides. The record is from the annotation of a GenBank genome assembly. Lineage: Eukaryota; Metazoa; Arthropoda; Insecta; Coleoptera; Chrysomelidae.